GUACCGGUACAAAUGGAGUUGUUGCCUUUGGAUAUGUCAAAGGUUGUUCGUGAUGAUGAAAAGUUGUCUGAAAAGCAAGAGGGUAUAAAAGUCACUGAAGACAGCUCUAUGAUUAAUGCAGAGCUGGGUAGUGGUAUUGUAACUACCAGUACUAGAGAAAAGAGAAAACACUCUGAAGAGAGUGAUUAUAUUAAUGAGGUGCCUAUCCCUCAAAAACGAGCGUGUAUGGGUAUUAAACAUGACCAUACAUAUUCUGUCAGUUCUCAUUGUAGAUUGAAACAGAAGGCCGAUAAUCUGUUAGAUAAAGCAAAAAGUCUGAAGAGGAGAUUGAAAACAUCUCAUAUGAAAAGCAACAGGAUAAAAAGAAAGGUGAAUUCUUUGACUUCAGUUGUAAGUGAGCUAAAGAAAGAGAAACUGGUGAGUAAUGAUUGUGCCAGUAUCCUGGAGACAACUUUUUCAGGGGUUCUUAAGGAACUUAUGAAAAGGUUGGUGACACAGAAGAAAAAGAAAAAUCCAGGUGCGUAUCCAGAGGAAUUACGAACAUUCGCUAUGACCCUGAAGUUUUACUCUGCAAAGGCAUAUAAAUAUGUUAGAAAGAGUUUUGAUUUAGGGUUACCACAUCCGUCAGUGAUCAGCAGCUGCUACACUGCUAUGGAUGGGGAACCUGGUUUUACCAAGGAAGCAUUGACAGCAUUGAAAGCAAAAGUCCUGGCUGGAAAAUGA
Molecule: messenger RNA, 723 nt
Organism: Paramuricea clavata
Lineage: Eukaryota; Metazoa; Cnidaria; Anthozoa; Malacalcyonacea; Plexauridae
Source: the annotation of a GenBank genome assembly